Molecule: messenger RNA, 2212 nt
Organism: Medicago truncatula (barrel medic)
Lineage: Eukaryota; Viridiplantae; Streptophyta; Magnoliopsida; Fabales; Fabaceae
Product: E3 ubiquitin-protein ligase RNF14
Exons: 7
Coding region: 84-1976 (630 amino acids)
Biological process (GO): protein ubiquitination
Molecular function (GO): protein binding; ubiquitin-protein transferase activity; zinc ion binding
Source: RefSeq, a predicted model, not a curated record
UUAGUUAACCCUUGAAAAAAGCAUGUGAUUAAUGUGGAAUAGUCAAAGUGAAGGGUUUUGUUUUAGAUUUUGUGUGCAUAAAUAUGUUUGAAACAUCGCUUAAAAUUGAGGAGGAGGUGAAUUCAAUUCCAUCAAACAUGAGUGGGAGAUAUCACCGCAACAAAUCACAACAACAACAUCGUACCAAAUCGAAACUUCGCUACGUUAACAAAUCCGAACUAAUUGUUUCUUCACCUAACUCUGUGGCGGUUGAACAACCAGUUUCCUCUGAGGAUGUUAUUGUCAACAACAACAACAACACCGUUGAUGACGUGGCCAGUUCAAGCAAGACCAAGACCAAGGAAGAAUAUGAUUAUGAUAAUAACGAUAUUGAUAAUGGUAUGGAUAAUACUAAUAGGCUUGAUAAGUUGCUUACUGAUAUUCAACAAAUUGAAUUAUCCGAGGAAGAGAUCACAAUCAAUGAUCAAUUGCAGCAAGAUGAGUUACUUGUGGUGGAAUCAAUUUAUGGAGAAAACGUUUUCAGCCUUGAUACAUGGAAAGGCCUGCGUUGUUUUCAGAUACACAUAAACAUUGAUGUUUUGGGUGAAAUAGGCAUUACUGCCAAGGUUAACUCUGUUAAUGAACUUGAGACAUUAAGCAACAAUUCAGACGAUUUCUUAUACUCUUUCAAAGUUCAAUAUCUUCCACCGAUUGUUUUGACAUGUUUAUUACCUAAGUCAUAUCCGAGUCACCAACCGCCUAUAUUUACAAUCUCUGUCAAGUGGCUGGAAUCUGCGAAGAUUUUAAGUUUAUGUUCCAAGUUGGAUUCAAUAUGGACAGAACAACAAGGGCAGGAAGUGAUUUACAGUUGGGUAGAAUGGUUACAAAAUUCUUCUCUUUCUCAUUUGGGAUUUGAUGAGGAGAUUAGAUUAGGUCCUUAUGGUUGGAAUCGUGUUGCGGAUGCACGCGUGGUUUCGGGAAUUGGAUGCAUUGAUGCUGAUAUUCCUUUUUUACAAAGCUACAACAAUGAGAGACGCCAUCAAAACUUCCUUAAAGAAUUGCAUGAAUGCUGUGUUUGCUAUAGUGAAUAUCCAGGUACCGAAUUCGUCCGGUUACCAUGCAAACAUUUUUUUUGCCGCAAAUGCUUACAGACCUUUACACAGAUACAUGUAAAGGAAGGAAACGUUAGUAAUCUUCAAUGUCUUGAUGCAAAAUGCAAGGAGAUGAUUCCACCAGGCCUUUUAAAACACUUUCUUGGUGAUGAAGAAUACGAACGUUGGGAAUCUAUGAUGUUAGAGAAAACACUUGCAUCAAUGUCUGAUGUUGCUUAUUGCCCGAGAUGUGAAACACCCUGUAUAGAGGAGGAAGACCAACAUGCUCAGUGCCCAAAAUGCUUUUUUAGCUUUUGUACCCUUUGCAGGGAACGCCGCCAUGUUGGCAUUGCAUGCAUGACCCUUGAAAUGAAGCUUCAGCUUCUUCAGGAUCGUCAAAAUUCAUCUCAUUUAAAGGGGAAUCAAAAGCAAAUUGAACUUGCAAAGAUUAAUGAAAUGCUCAGUAUCAAAGCAAUUCACCGUGAUUCCAAGUUGUGCCCCUAUUGUGACAUGGCGAUUUCUCGAACUGGAGGUUGUAACAAAAUGAAGUGCGGUAAUUGUGGAAAGUACUUCUGUUACCUCUGCAACAAAGCACUCGAUCCAUCAGAUCCAUAUGGACAUUUCAGGGAAGGGGGGUCCUGUGAAUUGUUCCCACAAGAAAUGGUUGACAAUUGGCAACCACGAAUCAAUCCUCGCCAGGAAGUACAACAAAUACAUGCGGAACUCUUUCACCUCGGUGGCUCAGCUUGUCCUAGUUGUCGCCAAUUUAAUGUAAAGAUUGGAAACAAUAAUCACAUGUUAUGUUGGGCAUGCCAAAGCCAUUACUGCUACUUAUGCAACAAGACUGUGAGGCGCGGGACUAAACAUUAUGGACCAAAAGGUUGCAAACAGCACACUGAAGGAUAGCAUAAGCACAAUGCCAUGGACCAUUUUUUCCUUGGCAUCGUGAAAUGUAAUUCUUUCAUUAAAUUAUUUUAUGUCCAAUGAGUUUUGUAAUACAAUAAAUAUAAAUUGGGUGUGUUGCGAUUAUUAUCAAAUUUUCGAAGAGGAAGAGAAUCAACGAGGUUCUAAUUUUAGAACUCGGUCGGAUUAAAUAUGUACAUGUAUGUGUUGUGUAUUGUUGAGUUCAUUCUUUACCUAAA